AUGCACUCCCUUGAGCAGGAAAGGAUUACUGAGGAGGCAGGCCUAAUUGCAAAAAGCCAGACAUUUGCUGAUGAUGAACGUGCUACAAAGGACCAACGCGCACCGUACGGUAGGAGCUUCGGUCAUCGUAUCCGAAGCUUGAUAUGGUUGGUACUUCCAUGGGCGAUAAGUGCGGUCUUGCUUGUGGUCCUGAUUUGGGACCUGACGAUUCGCACGACGAGCAAAGAUCCGAUGCAACGAUUAUACUCACCGGUUGAGCGUGAAAUCGAAUUCGAGACAAGGCGCUUUUAUCGCAGCCGUGGUGACGACAAAUCCCCGUAUCAGGGAUGGCCUUCGGAUGAGAUUGACCAGCUAUGGAAAAAUAGCUAUGUCCGUGGAUUGAACACCUAUGUAACUGCGGAGGAGGCCAGUCUUCUUCCAGAGAAAACGCUAAGGGUUCCUGUUCCCGGGCGAGAAAACGAGUUUAUGGUCGUGCUCGAUGAUGUCAUCCGUCAAUCAUGGUAUCCGAAAAGAUACGGUCGAGGAAUGUAUCACCCCAACGGUACGUUGGACUAUUGUCAAUGGCUACAUUACGACCAUUGCCUGGACCAAAUUCGCCAAGCACUCAUGUGUGCCGCAGACACAAGCGUGGUGUUUUUCGAGUGGAGCAAACAAUCCAAUGCAUCUAGACCUCGAGUCGACAAUCUGCACACAUGCCGAAGUUUUGACAAGAUUAAAGACUGGGCUUUCGAUCGCGAUAUUGGUGAAUACCAUUCGCAUCGGCAUGUAGUGCCAUCUGAGGACGGGCAAUUCACAAUACAACGAACAACGCAUUCUGAUCAUGGGGACGCGUCGGAGUGUUUUGCGACAUGA
Molecule: messenger RNA, 852 nt
Organism: Aspergillus steynii IBT 23096
Lineage: Eukaryota; Fungi; Ascomycota; Eurotiomycetes; Eurotiales; Aspergillaceae
Product: oxidase ustYa family protein
Exons: 5
Coding region: 1-852 (283 amino acids)
Biological process (GO): mycotoxin biosynthetic process
Source: RefSeq, a predicted model, not a curated record